AUGGCAGACAAGAGGAAAACUAAAAAACGUAAAGAGGAGUUCGGAGAGCCGGCCGAGUCCGAGAAGCCGACCAGUGAAGAGUACGCUGUGGCUAAGUGGUUGAAAGCCAAUGUGCCCACAAAGAAGACCAAGUUUUUGAAUCAUCAUGUCGAAUAUUUCACUGGUACAAAAGCAGUGGACGCACUUUUAACGUCCAAAUGGGCCACGGGGAAGAACCCGAUUUUCACAACCCGUCUCGAAGUCACCGACUAUUUACAUUUAAUGCUGCUUCACAAAUUGUUCCAUAGAGCUAAAAAGGUUCCCGUAAGUGAACAGGAAUUGAAAGGCAAGUCAAAAAAGAAGGAUGCGGAAAAGAGUAAGAGUGGCGACGAAAAGGAUGGUGAAAAGAGUCAAGCCAGUGCCUGUGAAGGAAAGGACACAAAGGAAAGCAAAGAGAAGGAGAAGAAGAAACGUAAGAUAAGGUUGGAAAUGCACAUGGAGCAAGUGUUCCUCGACACAGCCGACGCGUACGUGUGGAUAUACGACCCCAUGCCCUGGUACUACUGGCUCUGCGGGGCACUCGUGGUCUUCGGCACUAUCACUGUCUGCAUGUUCCCCUUGUGGCCAGCUACCGUACGAAAAGGUGUAUACUACUUAAGUAUCGCGGCAGCUGCGUUCCUAGUGAUGAUCAUAGCUCUGGCCGUACUCCGUGUUGUAGUGUUCUGUCUCGUGUGGAUACUAACACUGUCGAGACACCAUCUUUGGCUCUUGCCCAACCUGACCGAGGACGUGGGAUUCUUUGCUUCGUUCUGGCCACUUUAUAAGUACGAAUACCGUGGCCCCGGUUCCGAAAGCGAUAAAGCGUCGAAAAACAAGAAGAAACGCAAGAAAGACAAACAAUCAGAUGACGAAGCGGACGACAAAACGCCGCUCCUCACAGAAGGAACUGGCGACUCCGUUCAGCCAGCCGACACAACCACUGAUCAUGUGGGUGAUAAUAACGAUGUGCCCAGUCAGCAGCCCGAAACCAAAGAGGAACAGCCGGAGGUUCCCACAGCGGACAAACUGUCCGAAUCAGAAUCCGAGAACAGCCAGCGUUCGUCAACUGACAGGGACUUUGAGAUGGUGGAGCCUGGGGACAUAGAAGGGGGCGAUACACCGAAUCAAAAUCCCUAG
Parnassius mnemosyne (clouded apollo) is the source of this 1155-nucleotide messenger RNA. The record is from the annotation of a GenBank genome assembly. NCBI's taxonomy places the organism in Eukaryota, Metazoa, Arthropoda, Insecta, Lepidoptera, Papilionidae.